CCACUUGAUUCCCCCACCAUCACGGGUUGCUACAAUACAACAUGUGUUUCAAACCCCUUUCCCUAUUAAAUAAACCCAAACCCACAAACCCAUCCACACCAAAGAUGGCAUCCAAAAACAGAGCUGCAUCCUCUGUUUUUGCCAUUCUAGCCAUCUUCAUCCUAUUCCAUCCCAAUGUCUCAGCCCAAAACAACCCCGUUUUCGCCUGCGAUAUCGACAACAACCCCGGCUUGAAAAACUUCACCUUCUGUGACUCAUCACUGGAUGUGCAAACCAGGGUUGAUGAUCUUGUCAAAAGGCUGACAUUGCAGGAGAAGAUUGUGAAUUUGGUUAAUAAUGCUGGCAGCAUUGAUCGGCUCGGGAUACCCAAGUACGAGUGGUGGUCUGAGGCGUUGCACGGUGUUUCGUACGUGGGUCCGGGGACCCACUUCUCCAGUCUGGUCCCCGGAGCCACUAGCUUCCCUCAAGUCAUCCUAACCGCCGCAUCGUUUAAUGAGACACUGUUCAAGACCAUUGGACAGGUGGUUUCAACUGAAGCUAGAGCAAUGUAUAAUGUUGGUUUGGCAGGACUAACGUUUUGGUCUCCUAAUAUUAAUAUUUUUCGUGAUCCGAGGUGGGGUAGGGGCCAAGAAACCCCGGGUGAAGACCCGACCCUAACAAGUAAAUAUGGAGCGGCGUAUGUUCAAGGUUUACAAGAACGAGAUGAUGGUGAUAAAGAUCGCCUCAAAGUCGGGGCUUGUUGUAAGCAUUACACGGCUUAUGAUGUUGAUAACUGGAAAGGCAUUGAACGAUACAAUUUUAAUGCUGUGGUUACAAAACAAGAUAUGGAUGAUACAUAUCAACCACCAUUCAAGAGCUGUGUUUUGGAUGGUAAUGUUGCAAGUGUUAUGUGUUCUUACAAUCAAGUCAAUGGCAAGCCAACUUGUGGUGACCCGGAUCUUCUAACUGGUGUUAUUCGGGGCGAGUGGAAGUUAAACGGAUAUAUAAGUUCAGACUGCGAUUCGCUAGAUGUGAUGUUCAAGAAUCAGCAUUGGGAGAAUACUCCCGAGAAAAUUGCAGCCGAUGCGUUAAUAGCAGGGUUGGAUCUCAACUGUGGGAACUUCUUGGGGCAACACACGGAAGCUGCCAUUAAAGCGGGCUUGGUGAAAGAAUCUGAGGUCGAUAGGGCGGUUACUAACAACUUUGCAACACUUAUGAGACUUGGGUUCUUUGAUGGUAACCCAAGCAAGCAAAUCUAUGGGAAACUCGGCCCGAAAGAUGUGUGCACACCGGCUAACCAGGAGCUAGCCCGUGAGGCAGCUCGACAAGGAAUUGUGUUGCUUAAGAACAGUGUUGGAUCCUUGCCUCUUUCUCCAACAGCCAUUAAGUCACUAGCUGUGAUCGGGCCUAACGCCAAUGUCACAAAGACCAUGAUCGGCAACUAUGAAGGUACCCCUUGCAAAUAUACAACACCCCUUCAAGGACUGACAGCCUCAGUGGCAACAGUAUACCAGGCCGGGUGUGCAAAUGUUGCGUGCGGUACAGCACAAGUAGACGAAGCGAAGAAAGUAGCGGCUGCAGCAGAUGCUGUGGUUUUAGUAAUGGGUAGUGAUCUAUCUAUAGAGGCCGAGAGUCGAGACCGUAUCGACAUUACCCUUCCGGGCCAACAAAACCUCUUGAUUACCGAGGUUGCAAGUGUAUCUAAAGGCCCGGUCAUUCUUGUAAUAAUGUCCGGAGGGGGAAUGGACGUCCAGUUUGCCAAAGAGAACCCGAAAAUCACCAGCAUUUUAUGGGUCGGGUUCCCUGGCGAAGCUGGUGGCGCGGCACUAGCUGAUAUCGUAUUCGGGGAGUAUAACCCGAGUGGAAGACUACCCAUGUCAUGGUACCCACAAUCAUACACAGAAAAGGUGAACAUGACCAAUAUGAACAUGCGGCCCGACCCGGCCACAGGCUACCCGGGCCGAACCUACCGGUUUUACACAGGAGACACGGUUUAUACAUUCGGUGACGGUCUAAGCUAUUCAAAAUUCAAUCACCACCUCGUUGAAGCGCCUAAACUUGUGUCCGUCCCAUUAGAGGAAGGACACGAAUGCCGAUCAUCUAAAUGUAAGUCGAUCGACACAGUCGAGCAAACGUGCAAGAACUUAGCAUUUAACAUUCAUUUGCGGGUGACAAACAAUGGGACAAUGGGUGGAAGCCAUACAGUGUUCUUGUUUUCGUCGCCUCCAGCGGUCCAUGGUGCGCCCCAGAAGCAUUUGUUGGGGUUCCAGAAGGUGCAUUUGGCACCGAGACAACAAAGCGUGGUCCGGUUCGGUGUGGAUGUGUGCAAGGACUUGAGUUUGGUUGAUGAAGUUGGCAACAAAAAGGUUGCAUUGGGGCAACAUGUGCUUCAUGUGGGAGACUUGAAACACUCACUAAAUGUGAGGAUAUGAUUGGGUGUUUUAUUCUUUUGGUGGGUUAUAAGUUGUUCAGAUUCAUGAAAAGAUAAUGGAAGUCAUCGUAAGAUGCAAUUUAAUCAAUUUGUGAUCAAAAUUAUUGAACUGUU
Messenger RNA from Helianthus annuus (common sunflower), 2524 nucleotides. Its product is annotated as beta-xylosidase/alpha-L-arabinofuranosidase 2. Gene Ontology annotation, molecular function: xylan 1,4-beta-xylosidase activity; alpha-L-arabinofuranosidase activity. The record is from RefSeq and is a predicted model, not a curated record. The transcript is spliced from 5 exons. NCBI's taxonomy places the organism in Eukaryota, Viridiplantae, Streptophyta, Magnoliopsida, Asterales, Asteraceae. The coding region runs from base 42 to 2411 and encodes 789 amino acids. Gene Ontology annotation, biological process: xylan catabolic process; arabinan catabolic process. Gene Ontology annotation, cellular component: plant-type cell wall.